AUGGCCCCAAGCAUCCAACGACAGCACCUCAAUUUCACCUAUAUGGGACUCUUUGCCAAUAUUGGGAUGGCAACCGCGAAAAUCACCGGCGGAUGGCUACUGCAUAGUCAAACACUCAAAGCUGAUGAUCUGCGUUCGUUGGCCGAUUCGAUCACCGACCUCACUGCAAUGGGCGUUCUGUUUCUAGACUCAACCAAUUCUUCAUUGGAAAUUGGUGGUACUCGAAUAAAGACAGAGAACAUCGGUGCUGUCACCAUCGGGCUCAUAGUUCUUAUUGGGGGGGUCCUUAUUGAAAAAGAAGCCAUAACACCCAGCCCCACGUCCUGUGGCUCGGUCAACCGCGCACCAUCGACUCGCUUCUUUUUCGGACGCUCUAUCACUUGUUUCUAUAGUCACGGGAUAUCUCUAUCCUAG
This is a messenger RNA of Penicillium samsonianum, 414 nucleotides long. RefSeq lists its product as uncharacterized. Gene Ontology annotation, cellular component: membrane. The record is from RefSeq and is a predicted model, not a curated record. Bases 1 to 414 code for a protein of 137 amino acids. Gene Ontology annotation, biological process: transmembrane transport; monoatomic cation transport. Lineage: Eukaryota; Fungi; Ascomycota; Eurotiomycetes; Eurotiales; Aspergillaceae. Gene Ontology annotation, molecular function: monoatomic cation transmembrane transporter activity. The transcript has a single exon.